Arabidopsis thaliana (thale cress) is the source of this 1121-nucleotide messenger RNA. RefSeq names its product GRAM domain family protein. NCBI's taxonomy places the organism in Eukaryota, Viridiplantae, Streptophyta, Magnoliopsida, Brassicales, Brassicaceae. Bases 358 to 1059 code for a protein of 233 amino acids. The record is from RefSeq and is marked reviewed. The transcript is spliced from 4 exons.
CCAUGUGUUUGAUUGCAUGUGUGUGAUAGAUUUCCCUAGGCAUGUAAUCUAAAGUCUAAACUUCCUCCUCCAAUUCCGACUUCGGACCUCCUUUUCUUACCACUUUCAAAAUUUUCCAGAUCUUGUUAGGAGCUUUAUAUUAGUAUCUUGUUACAAGCUUUCUUUAAUAUUAUCAUCAAAAAGGCAUAAUUACAAUGCCUUGACACCAUCCAUGGAGAAUCAAACAUCGUUAUCCGAAUCCUUAAAAAGCAAUACGAAUAAAGGUCCCAUCGCGUACAACCCACGGGCCUCUCUCUAUUUCAACCUCAUUAAUCGUCUUCUCCAUCACCAUGCAUCAUCAUCAUUAGGUCUAAUAUCAUGCGUCCACAAUACAAAGACGUGAACGAUAAAUUAGACUCGACGGCCAAGCACAAAACCAACAGCCAUGGCGGUCGUUAUGAUAAUCCUUACGUCCACAUUACUAGUCCCACAUCAGCUUCUGAUAAGAGGUCGAAGGAUAAGGUUCUUGAGGUGUUGAAUCGCUGUGGGAAGAAAGUAGAGGACGCUACUCGCAAAGCGGAAGCAUUAGUCGGAGGUUUAAAAGACCACCUGAAGUUUAGUCCUAGCAUAAGUGAUGCAGCAAUGGCUAGGCUUUCUCAAGGCACUAAGAUGAUCGUUGAAGGAGGACCAGAGAGAGUGUUUCAACGAGAGUUUGGUGUUUUAGCUGUAGAGAAACUUUUAGAUUCGUUUGUUUGCUACAUAUCGACUACUUCGGGACCAGUGACCGGAGUGAUAUACAUUUCCAACAGAAGAAUCGCUUUUUGUAGCGACUAUGCCAUUCGUCUUCCUUCUUCUGCCGGUGGAAACGGUGUUGCGGCAUAUUACAAGGUGGUGAUGGAGUGGGAGAAGAUAAGUAGCAUUAGUUCAUCAACGAACGUGUUGAAGCCAAGUGAGAGAUACGUGCAUAUGGUGACACGAGAUGGGUUUGAGUUUUGGUUCAUGGGCUUUGUCUCCUACAUCGAUGCUUUCAAUUGUCUCAACAAAGCUCUCCUCAAUUCCCGUUGUAAUCAUGCCAUGUAAUCAAAUUCUAAUUUUCUUAUCAAAACUACGAAGACUAUUUUGAUCAGAUCUCAUAAAAUAUC